GGCCAGCGCGGGCCUCCUUCGCUCCCCCCGCCCUCCUCCCUUGCCCGUCUAGCCCUCCAGCGGCGAAACUCAAUGGUUUUCGGCACCGCUCUAGCCGCCCGGAUUUUUUCAAUCGUUGGUUUCCGGCUCCCGGUGGUUCGUCGCCCGCGGUUCCCAGGGACGCGCUUUGCACGUGGAGCGGCGUGUGGCGCCCACCUGGCCCGCAUGUUUGAGGAACCAGAAUGGGCCGAGGAGGUCCCCGAAGCCGCGCGUCUCGGGCCUGUGGUCACGCGGCCUCAGCCCGCGACGGCCUCUCCCGUCAAGGGCUCCAGGCGCCGACAGCUCUUGGCCACAUUACGGGCCCUGAAGGCUGCAUCUCUCCCCCAGCAGACCCCCAGUGUGUCUUGUAGUGACUCUGAGGAAGAAGAGAAGGUGGGAAAGAAUAAGAAACGCAAAAAAAAUGCCCUGUGUGCCAGUGCCUCGACUGCAAUUGUGAAGAGGAAAAAGAAACAUCAAAAACAGGGCCCACCUGACAGGGACACUGAGGAAGAGGAAGUGGAAAGAAAGAAGUGUCGCAAAAGUGCUCUUGGCAGUGAUUCUGCUGAAAAGAAGAAAAAGAGGAAAUAUCAGGGAGAACCCCUGUCAAACCCAAUCCAGCAGCUAGAUAAUGUUAACCAAACAGGACCCAAAGCUUGUGAAAGUAGUGCUACAAGUGACGCGUCCACAUUCAAACCAAACCCUGAGAUCUCUUCCCCUAAUCCACCCCACACUUUGAGUCGCAAGCAGUGGCGGAACCGGCAGAAGAACAAGCGUAGACAGAAAAACAAGUUUCGACCCCCUCAGCCGACUGACCAGACUUCGGCCACAGCUCCCACAGUGCAGACAGAGGUGCCUCCUGUCCCCAAUCCAGACAGCCAGGAUGCUCGGGCGGGAGCUCUGCGAGCCCGUAUGACACAGAGGCUAGAUGGUGCCCGAUUUCGAUACCUCAAUGAACAGUUAUACUCAAAGCCCAGUAGUGCUGCCCAAAGCCUUUUUCAAGAAGACCCUGAGGCCUUUCUUCUCUACCACCGAGGCUACCAGAAUCAAGUCAAGAAGUGGCCACUGCAUCCUGUGGACCGCAUUGCCAAAGAUCUCCGCCAAAGGCCUGCUUCCCUUGUGGUGGCUGAUUUUGGCUGUGGAGACUGCCGCCUGGCUUCUAGUGUCCGGAAUCCUGUUCAUUGCUUUGACUUGGCCUCUCUGGAUCCCAGAGUUACUGUGUGUGACAUGGCUGAGGUUCCUCUGGAGGAUGAGUCUGUAGAUGUGGCUGUGUUCUGUCUUUCAUUGAUGGGAACCAACAUCAGGGACUUCCUAGAAGAGGCAAAUCGAGUGCUGAAGCCAGGGGGUCUCCUGAAAGUGGCUGAAGUCAGCAGCCGCUUUGAAGAUGUUCGGGCCUUUCUGGGGGCUGUGACCAAACUGGGUUUUAAGAUCAUCUUCAAGGAUUUGACCAACAGUUACUUCUUCUUGUUUGAUUUUCAAAAGACUGGACCUCCUCGGGUAGGGCCCAAAGCACAACUCUCAGGCCUGAAGCUUCAGCCAUGUCUCUAUAAGCGUAGGUGACCUCUGGAACCCCCAUGGAAGGGGAGGCACAUAUUGAACUCUAGUCUCAGAGCACUGAAGACUAUACAGACAGGCUGAAACAGGACCUACUACAACCCUUCCUCCUGGAAGCAUCGUGAUAAAAACUCUUGACUCAACUCUGCUCAGGUGAUGGAUUAUUGGUUGCUCUGAAGACCUCUUGGUUCAAGCUAGAUAAAGUAUAUGGAGUUUAUUCCAUGAAUGCAGGCAGGGUAUCUUAGAAUCCCAGAUUCCAGCCCUCUUCUGAUCUACCUAUAGAUCAGUUUUCAGUAGAUUCAGCUUUUUAACUUCUUUUUAGGCCUUCAAGGCCUCAAACAGGUAGCUGUUGCUUCUUGUCUGUGGAGUAGCUAGUAGCCCACUAAUAUCUUGACUCACAUCUGCACUAUCCCUGUUUUGAAGUCUUGUUUUCCCCUAUCUUCAUUUUCUUUAGAGCCUUAUGGUCCACAACACUCCUGUCUACACCUUUUGGCCUAUAGGGCUCUGGUAUAGCUAAGAUCACGGGUCAUAAAAUCAAGUAGGUAGGCCUGGAUUCAAAUCCUGACUUGCCACUUACUGCUGCAUCAUUUAGUCUCUGAAUAUCCCAUUCCUCAUUUGGAAAAAUGGUGAAAUUCCUGUCUUGGAAUUGUUAUGUAUGUUAACUGGGUAUAUCUAUUCCAGAGCUUGGAAUAUAGGAGGUACUCAAUAAACUUACCAUGACUAGUA
Molecule: messenger RNA, 2295 nt
Organism: Sorex araneus (European shrew)
Lineage: Eukaryota; Metazoa; Chordata; Mammalia; Eulipotyphla; Soricidae
Gene: RRP8
Product: ribosomal RNA processing 8
Exons: 7
Coding region: 73-1575 (500 amino acids)
Biological process (GO): cellular response to glucose starvation; regulation of transcription by glucose; rDNA heterochromatin formation
Cellular component (GO): chromatin silencing complex; rDNA heterochromatin; nucleolus
Molecular function (GO): methyltransferase activity
Source: RefSeq, a predicted model, not a curated record